Molecule: messenger RNA, 1002 nt
Organism: Clonostachys rhizophaga
Lineage: Eukaryota; Fungi; Ascomycota; Sordariomycetes; Hypocreales; Bionectriaceae
Source: the annotation of a GenBank genome assembly
AUGCAUAUCGACGCGUCUCGCAGGCGCCAGGAAGAGGUCCGCGAACCACCUCCUGCCACGAGCCUCGGAGCUGAGGUCGGAUCGCAGCUUUAUCCAUCAGCACGGGCGAAUGAGCUUGUUGGUCCGAAGCCACUCGAUGCAGCUGUGUUUCGGUGUGGCAUCCAUCAUCUCUUGCUCGGGGAUCUCUGGCGCGUAACUCUCCCCAUGUCUCGUUCAGCAACGUCCAGUGGGGCCAGUUCAACCAUGAUGGCCACCCCCGGCCAUCGCAAAAUCCGUGUGAGGUUUGGUAAGUCACAUCUGGCUCGCUAUUAUCUCUCCGGGUUGUAUCGUAACCCGGCAAUAGAUGGGCGCGCGUUCGACAUCGAAAUCCAAGACACGGCCACCAUCAGAGGUCUCAAGCAAAGCAUCGAAACCGAAACAAGCAUCCCCGUGCAAAGGCAGGUCCUCACGGUCCUCGGACCCGGCGCCAUCGCCUUCCGUGAUGACAUGCUCGUCAAGGAUGUCGUGAAGCCCCAAAGCACCAUCAUGCUACAGGACUCGAGCCUGGGCAACAACCAAGGCUUCCACCUGGGCCACCAGUACGGAGGCACCUUCUCCCUGGGCACCUUUGUCCACCAGGGCGACACCGUCGACCAGGGAUUCUGGGGCCAGUCGCCCAGUAACCGCGGCCUCCACGACUUCAGCGACGUCUUCUCCACCAACGGCGUCCUCCAACGAGGGGACCACUACCUCGUGCAGGCGCCCGGGCCUGGGCUCCUCCAACAGCCCGAUCAUCAAGGCGAGCGCCACCCCGACAGCGCAGCCGGCGGUAACCAGAGCGCCUCGCGGCGAGGACAUACGUAUGGGACUGCGAGGACUGAAGAUGCCGACCACACCCAGGGCGACGAGAUCAAUUCGGGCUGGAACGGGCCGGCGCCUGGGAGUGCAAGCCAUCGGUACGGUGACACCAGGUUGAACGGAGGUGGGCUACACCAGGGGAACAAGUACGGGAAGCCUGUCUGA